GUUACGGGAAAACAAUUGUGUGUGUGUCAUGCUGAUCUUGAUGCCCACUCAGCCUACCCUGGGGUCUAUUCUUCCUAUUGUAUACUUUAUAUCGAUGGCGCGGAAAAGGCCGAUUCUGAAGAUAAUCAUUCUUGGUGAUAGCGGGGUCGGGAAGACCUCGCUGAUGAACCAGUUCAUCAACAAGCGCUUUACCAACCAAUAUCGCGCGACCAUCGGAGCUGAUUUUUCAACUCAGGAAGUGACGGUUGAUGACAAGGUGGUGACUUUGCAGAUAUGGGACACUGCCGGACAGGAGCGCUUCCAAAGUCUUGGGAAGGCUUUUUACAGAGGAGCAGAUUGUUGUAUGCUUGUGUAUGAUACUACCAACCAGAAGACAUUUGAAAGUAUUGAGAGUUGGAAGUCUGAGUUUUUGAUUCAAGUUGAACCUAAGGACCCUGAGUCGUUCCCUUUUGCUUUAAUUGGGAACAAGGUUGACGAUGUUGCCAACCGUAAGGUGAGCGCCAACAAGGCGACUAAUUGGUGUAAGGCCAAUAACGACAUUCCUCACUUUGAAACUAGUGCCAAGACCGCGCAAAACGUUGCUGCAGCAUUCAUGGAGAUCGCAAAGAAGGCAGUGAUGCGCGAUACUCAGGACGAUGAGAUUUAUAUUCCUGAUACUCUCUUGUUGGACCAGAGGCAUGUGCAACAUACGGGCAACAACUGCUCCCGUGGCGUUGGUAGCAUACUAGGCUGUGAUGGUUGAGUCCAUAUUAAUUGGACUUUAUCACGAAUAAUA
Messenger RNA from Babesia bovis T2Bo, 775 nucleotides. RefSeq names its product putative Ras-related protein rab7. The record is from RefSeq and is a predicted model, not a curated record. Gene Ontology annotation, molecular function: GTPase activity; GTP binding. The coding region runs from base 29 to 742 and encodes 237 amino acids. The transcript has 5 exons. NCBI's taxonomy places the organism in Eukaryota, Apicomplexa, Aconoidasida, Piroplasmida, Babesiidae.